UUAGUAGUUAAAUAUUAUGGGGAACUCUGUAUUCUGCAACUCCCACCACUUGAAACACAAGCAUUAUUCCUGCUUGUAUGUUGAGAUAUAUACAUCAUGGCACCCAAGCAUCCUCCUUUUCCACUUUACGAAAUAAAAAUCCGAAACAACAGAAUAUCAAGAGCCAUUGAAAUCAUCAUCCUAUUCCUUCUCCUAUCACUUAUUACCUACAGACUCUUUUCUCUCAGCACCCAUCACCGAAUCCCUUGGCUUCUGGCUCUAAUCUGCGAGGCUUGGUUCACUUUCGUUUGGAUUAUCGUCGUCAGCUCUAAGUGGAAUCAAAUCCAAACCAAAACAUACCCACAACGCCUCUUCCAAUGGUUGGGAGAUGGGACAUCUGAGUUUCCAGCUGUGGAUAUGUUCGUUACGACGGCCGACCCGGAACUGGAACCGCCGAUUAUAACGGUUAACACGGUAUUAUCUUUGUUGGCUGUGGACUAUCCGGCCAACAAGCUAGCCUGUUAUGUAUCAGAUGACGGCGCAUCCCCCCUCACCUUCUAUUCCCUCGUCGAAGCAUCCAAGUUCGCUAAGCUUUGGGUUCCCUUUUGUAAGAAGUAUAACGUCGCCGUUAGAGCUCCGUUUCGACACUUUAACAGUACCAACCCAGUUUUCCCACAAGAUAGCUCCUUAGACUUCCAACAUGAGUGGAACAAAAUGAAGGAUGAAUAUUCAAAGCUCUGUGAAAAGAUUGAUGAAGUAAGUCAAGAGUCGAUGCCACAUGACCUUGUUGGCGAGCUUUCAGAUUUUGCAAAUAUUGAUCGGAGAGACCAUCCCACCAUCAUAAAGGUGAUUUGUGAGCACAAGGAAAGUGAUGGUGUGCCUCAUUUAAUAUAUAUCUCCAGAGAGAAGCGUCCAAAGCAUCCCCAUCAUUUCAAAGCUGGAUCCAUGAAUGUUCUGACAAGAGUGUCAGGAGUGAUGACAAAUGCGCCGUUCAUGUUGAACCUGGAUUGUGACUUUCAUGUAAAUGAUCCGAAAGUAGUACUACAUGCCAUGUGCUUCUUGCUUGGAGUCAAAGAUGAAAAGGAUGCCGAAUUUGUUCAAUUCCCUCAGAACUUUUAUGGUGGAUUGAAAGAUGAUCCUUACGGAAAUCAAAUGAAAAUCAUAAUGAAAUAUCUAUUCCGAGGAACCGCUGGAAUUCAAGGUCCAUUUUAUAUGGGAACAGGAUGUUUCCAUAGAAGAAAGGUUAUAUACGGCAUGUGGCCCCAUGUGGUCGACAAUAAUGAGAAAUCAACUGACAAGGACCAAUGGGAAAUGUUUGGCAAAUCAAAAACUUUCGCUUUAUCAACCACUCAAAUUUUAUCCGGAUCUUUGUAUCCUGAGAUUCCCAUAUUCCCGAAUUCCCUUGAGGCUGCUAAGGAAGUUGCAAGUUGUGUCUAUGAAUUUGGCACUGCUUGGGGCCAAAAGGUUGGAUUGUUGUAUGGAAGCGCCGGAGAGGACACGAAAACCGGGGUAAGUAUCCACGGUAAGGGUUGGAAAUCUGUAUAUUGUGAUCCCAACCCACCUGGGUUUCUUGGGAGUUCACCGACAGGUGGGCCGGCGGCGUUGACCCAACAAAAACGAUGGGGCACUGCAGCACUGGAUAUACUGAUAUGCAAGAAAAGCCCAAUUAUUUGGGCUCUAUUUGGGAGGCUCCAUUUCAGGCAAUGCUUGGCCUAUCUAUGGAUUAUGGGUUGGCCCAUUCGGCCCUUUUUUGAAAUAUGUUAUUCUCUUCUCCCCGCGUAUUGCAUCAUCAACAAUUCUCACUUCCAACCAAAGCUAAACGAAGCCGCCAUUGUAAUACCAGCUUCCAUUUUCAUUAUCUACAACUUGUACGGUCUAUUCGAAUACAUCGAAACCGGGGAGUCGUUGCGGGCGUGGUGGAACAACCAAAGAAUGUUGAGAGUUUACGCAUCUGGGUCAUGGUUGUUCGGAUUCCUAAGUGGGGUUGUUAAGGUUUUUGGAUUGUCUGAAGCGGUGUUCGAAGUCACCAAGAAAGAUCAUUCGAGCGACGAAGCUCUAGACAAGGAUGAUGACUCCAAGGUCGGACGGUUCACGUUUGAUGAAUCUCCGUUGUUUGUCCCCGGCACAACCAUUUUGCUGGUGAACUUGGCAGCUUUGUUUAUUGGAUUUCUGGAUUUUAAACAGAAUAAGAGUUGGAGUUUAGGAGAAGCAAUAUGCAGUGUUUGGGUAAUAUUAAUGUAUUGGGCGUUUCUUAAGGGGUUGUUUGGAAAGGGAAAGUUUGGGAUUCCAUUGUCCACUGUUUUAAAGUCCGGGGGACUCGCACUGCUCUUUUUCCAUGCCUGCAAAUCUGUACACUGAUUUAAUUUGUGUAAACAAAACACCUACUAUUUCACAUUAUACUGUGGGAAUUGAAUAUGUAAUAUUAUCAUGUGA
Ipomoea nil (Japanese morning glory) is the source of this 2412-nucleotide messenger RNA. Its product is annotated as cellulose synthase-like protein H1. The record is from RefSeq and is a predicted model, not a curated record. Gene Ontology annotation, cellular component: plasma membrane; trans-Golgi network. Gene Ontology annotation, molecular function: mannan synthase activity; cellulose synthase (UDP-forming) activity. The transcript is spliced from 8 exons. Gene Ontology annotation, biological process: cellulose biosynthetic process; plant-type primary cell wall biogenesis. Lineage: Eukaryota; Viridiplantae; Streptophyta; Magnoliopsida; Solanales; Convolvulaceae. Bases 97 to 2337 code for a protein of 746 amino acids.